GCGCAGUCAUUCCAUACCUGCCAGCCCACAUCCUGUGCGUCCAUCCUGCGCACGGCGACGACUGAUGCAGCCACCGGCAGCCUGUCAAACACAACCAACACAACCUUACACAAGCGACAAUGCAAGGAUUAACCGCGUCUUUUCUCCUGCUAUUCUAUGGUCUGUCUCUAUUGUUGGGCAACAAGGCAGAAUCCACAAGUCCUUCCUGCAGCUCCAACUGCUCAACAUCAGGCGCGGUCACAGCCACCCCUACCGUGUCCACGGUUCAGAGAGUGAUGAUCCUGAAGUGUAACUCCAGCAUGGAGGACUACUGUUUCCAUGGAGAGUGCAUGUUCCUGGUGGACCUCAACGAGCACCACUGCAAGUGUGCCCAGGGUUAUGCAGGUCACAGGUGUGCCCACCUGUCUCUGGUGAUUCAGCCCGUGAGUCAGGAGAGGUUGAUACUGACGGUGGUGUGUGCCGCUCUAACCAUCCUGGGCUUCGCUGGAGCCGCCUACUUCCUCUACCGAUGGUUUAAGAAGAACGCUGGUUCACCUCAACAGAAGGAAUACCAGGAAGUGCAGAUGGCAUGAUUGACGCAGUGAACUACAGCCUAUUGUCACUCUGCAGCCUGAUUGGUUAGAUGGACACUAUAAUGACUGAUUCCUGUAUGAUAGAAUUUACCAACACUCUCUGUAUUGGAAAGAAUAUUGUAAAAAAAAAAAAG
Anguilla anguilla (European eel) is the source of this 706-nucleotide messenger RNA. RefSeq names its product proepiregulin-like. NCBI's taxonomy places the organism in Eukaryota, Metazoa, Chordata, Actinopteri, Anguilliformes, Anguillidae. The transcript has 5 exons. The record is from RefSeq and is a predicted model, not a curated record. Bases 120 to 572 code for a protein of 150 amino acids. Gene Ontology annotation, molecular function: zinc ion binding. Gene Ontology annotation, biological process: epidermal growth factor receptor signaling pathway; positive regulation of mitotic nuclear division; positive regulation of cell population proliferation.